GAGUUAUUCAAUUCUAGGUACCUAGGUAGGCAGGCAAGGGCUGCAUUUAACAGCUUUGCUCCUUCUCCUCUUCCAGAGAUUCCCAAUAUUCCAAAGCUUCCAGACAUCGGAAAAGCUCAAGGAUAUAGUAAUCUCAACUCUCCCUAUUUUGUAUACCUCAAUUUCAUCCUUUCGAAUUAUAUUCACUUUAGUAUCCUACAACCAUGGUCCCCAUAGACCUAUUCUUACGUAUCGAAACCUAGCUACGAUAAUUAGGCAAAACAGACAUCGACAAUGGCCCACGACCCUACCAUCGAUCACAUGUCAAUCGGCAGUCUUGAUGAUGAUCAAUUUUACAGUGCUUCAUCCAGUCGGAUUACUAGCCGACAUGUCAGCCUCAUUGCGGCAUCGCGUAACCUGGAAGAAGAUACGAUCCACCGCAUAACUCCCUCACAGCCUCCCGCAUCUCCCUACCAACCCGGUCUUUAUACACCCAUAUCCUCACCAGGAACCCGGAGCCCGACAUCACCAGGUGGAUCGAGGUCGAAGUGGGCCUUCCCUUUCCCGAUCCGUCAUCACCAUAAUCCAAAACAUCGUCAUUUCUGUCCGAAGCCAUUAGCCCGCCGCCUGUAUCGGACAUUUCACGGCACAUCAGAUAGCACUCCGUUGCUUCGACCUAUAGCAAACGAACAGGACGCUGGAAUCAAGGGCCGUGUGAAAUACAUGGUUUCGUCUCCUACAUCCCCGAUCGCUACAGAUCGUUGGACUCCAGCUUAUGCUGGAAACCACUCUCCUUGUUCGGAAGGAUCAUUUACGCCGAUUGACUCCCCAUUAGAUAGAUUGGUCAAUAUGAAUAGACGUGGGACCGAUGCGAUAGUUUCUAACAUUCGCGCCUAUCUGUCUAGCAGAAGGCACGACGAUUGCUCAUCAAGGGCAAGCAGAGCCCCAACUGCCAAUGAGAAUCAACGAUUCCCGACGUUGCGAACAGAACGCGGCGUUCUCCAAGGUAAUCAGACGCAAGUUAACGAGGCAGCAGCGGAUAGUUAUUUAGUUACUACACAAGAUAUUGCAGGAAUUCUCGAUAUUGUCAUCGCUGGUAUCCGAUGUGCCCACCAAGAUGGUUCGACGGCAGGAUGCCUUUCAAUGUUGUUGCCCAAGGAACCACUACUAAAACCUGUCCCCAAAGUGAAAGCAAUCAUUCCCGGAUCACCGAGUAUCGCUGAUCCAGCUACGACAAUCAGCUCCGUGAAGCCUUCUUUCAGCAUGGCCAGUUACUCUGACCAUCAUAAACAAUAUCUCGAUGCUUACAGAACCACAAUCAUAUCCCGACAAAGCAUUACUGAAGUUACCUAGGAAUGGUCUUCGGAUAAUGUAGCACAGGAGGUUAUCAGAGAACCUUACGCAAGUGUUGUCGGGUCAUUAGAGGCAUCGCGAAACGUGUCUACCCGUGGCUUAUCUUUAUUCAGUUCAAAUUCUCCAUCCCCAAGUGGUUCUCGAAGAAUGAGUUCCAGACUCAACCCCACAAUUGAGGAGCCAAGUCCUCUACCAGAGCUUGAACCUAGGAGUCCAAGGCGCUCUAUAUCUGAACCAGUCUAUUUGGGGAAUCUAACAUAUCCGAACACCGAGAGACAGUAUCGGAUCUCUACGCUUGCGGCGUCGAUGCGCAUUGCGGCACAAAUAUCCCUCAGUCACUAGAGGUACUAGAGGAAUCGCCUCUACAGACACCAGUUCCAAUAAAUGAUUUCCCUUUCCAGGAGCCGCCGCUACAAUGGCCCGCUCAGCAGACCCGGGGGCUCGAGGCAAUUGGAAAGAGAACAGGCUGUUCUAUCGGCGUAUCUUCACAUCGUCGGAAGAGUAGCGUAAAGCCAAUGGAAAACCGGAUUCCAGAGCCGAACCACAAUAUUCUGGAUAAACUGCGCCGCUACAGCUUCAU
Hypoxylon trugodes is the source of this 1912-nucleotide messenger RNA. RefSeq lists its product as uncharacterized. The transcript has 2 exons. The record is from RefSeq and is a predicted model, not a curated record. Bases 274 to 1332 code for a protein of 352 amino acids. Lineage: Eukaryota; Fungi; Ascomycota; Sordariomycetes; Xylariales; Hypoxylaceae.